AUGCACAAUAAUGAUACAAUAUCACAUUCUCGCUAUUUAGUUUUCUAUUCUCUUGAACAAAGUACAGUGAUAUAAUUGAUAAUAAGGAUCUUGUGAAUAUUUUUAGCAAAAGUGUUUCUUCAUAAUUAUAUUUUUAUUUGAUUGGAUACUCAAAAUGGAAAACAAGGAACAGCAGAAUGUUUUGGUAACAUCGAUAAUUAAACUUGUUUAGUGUGAAACCAAAUAAUAGAUGUGCGAGUAAUAUGCAGCCAUCCAAAAUUGGUUUGAUCAAUUGCCUAUUGAAAUAACAAGUAAGUGAUUCAAAAUAAGCAUGAAAGACCUGAAAAAGCAAUACAUUUUGGAUAAGGCAACAGUGAAUGCAAGAUUUGUGAUGUUGUGUUUAGGAGCUUUGAGCAGUGCUGCUCUCACUGCCAGAAGUAUUUGUUAUUACAAACAGAUUAAUAGUCUCUCCUUCUCUCAUCAAGGUUACUCGCAAUACGGUGGUUACUUAUGUUGGAGCAGGUCUGUUUGUUGUCCCUGAAGUGUUCAACCCGUACUUGUUUUUUAGAUAAUGAUUUAUUGUAGCACAC
This is a messenger RNA of Paramecium octaurelia, 569 nucleotides long. The record is from the annotation of a GenBank genome assembly. Lineage: Eukaryota; Ciliophora; Oligohymenophorea; Peniculida; Parameciidae.